AUGUCGGUCACAACUCUGCCGCUGCUCUUCAUCAACCUGGGAGGAGAGAUGCUGUGCGUUGUGGAGCGGCGCCUGCGCGCGCACAACACGUCCGAGGACAAGUCGGAGACAGGAGUUUGGACAGAGACGGACAGAAAGAGAGUGAUGAGCGACAUCGUUGGAACCAUGUGCAGCAGAACCUUCAUAGAUGAACUUCUGAAGCCUCAGCAGCUGUUUUCUCACAGAACCACCAAGACGGUGCUAACACGGUUAGCACACGCCUCCAUCAUGAGGCUGAACCCGGCCAGUAUGGACAGGCUUUAUGAACUGGUGGUGAUGGCCUUCAAAUAUCAGCUGCUCCUCUGUCCUCGACCCAAAGACCUGCUGCUGGUGUCUUUCAACCACCUGGACUCCAUCAGAGGGUUUGUGCGGGACACGCCGGCGGUUUUGAACCAGGUGGACGAGGCUCACAGGAAGCUCAUGGAGGUUUACUCGACCUCCUCUGAAGGAGAGCUGCAGCUCCUGAGACAAACGCUGCUCGGCUUUGUUCAGGACCUGCACGUCCGAGUCUCACUUUUCUUAAGGAACCACAUCCAGAACCCAAACGGGCGUUUCAUCCUGCCCACUUCGGGCCCGGUGCCUCACGGGGUGCAGGUUCCAGGACUCAUCAGAACCUUUGACGAGAAGGACAGAGAAGUGAGUCGGACUGAGUUUCAGAGCGGAGGACGUCUCAGCAGAGCCGUUCCAGAAGGAUCCUUUGAGCUGAGCGGGGACAGAGUCCUCACACUGGGCUCCAACAUGUACGCUGCAGACCGCCCACCGGAGACGCACUCGUCCACAACACCUGGUGUUCAGCUUGAUGUCACUCCCAACCUGUUGGCCAAAGAGGAGCUGAACCAGCUGGCCCGUCUCAUGGGCAGCAUGAAGACCCAGAACCUUCCCAAAGGAGAAACUGGCUUCAGGAUCAACCUGUUCCCUGCAGACCAGGAGGAGGGGGAGGAGGAAGGAGCUGCAGGUGGAGCCCAGAAGUCCUGCUUCAAAGUGAUCAGCAUUCAGGCCGUGCAGGACCAACAGACGACCUCCGAACUCACUCGAAUCGCUGAAGAGUUUGCAGACGGACAGAAGAUUCCUGACAAUCCCAGCAGCAGUAAAGGAGACGACCUGCUGGCCCUCAUGGAUGACCUCUGA
Molecule: messenger RNA, 1167 nt
Organism: Nematolebias whitei (Rio pearlfish)
Lineage: Eukaryota; Metazoa; Chordata; Actinopteri; Cyprinodontiformes; Rivulidae
Product: protein OSCP1-like
Exons: 11
Coding region: 1-1167 (388 amino acids)
Biological process (GO): transport
Cellular component (GO): plasma membrane; cytoplasm
Source: RefSeq, a predicted model, not a curated record